AUGGCUCCUCAUGCGGAAGUCGCAGCAGUCACCGACACAUCAUCAGUGGUUGUACCAGACCCCAUAUUGACCAAGGGCGAUACACAUGCUAAAUUCACCUUCGACGAUGUGCUUCCUCACCGUCAACAAUCAGAGCCUGUCUCGACCAUCGUAGCGGCCUUCUCUUCUGCACACAUGUUCAAGAGCAAGAAAUCCGCCAACAAACCCAAGGCCCGAAAAUGGGAUCAGCAUUUCUCCAUGGAAAGCAGGAGCAGACAGCCCUCGUCCUUGAAAGGUGCCAUGAAGUAUUUCAAAAAGGACACCAUCAGUCUCUGUGGUGGUCUUCCCUCACCUGACUAUUUUCCCUUCCAGGAGGUGGGUGCCAAGCUACCGGUCGCACCACAUUUCUCUCAAGAUGAGUUAGCAGAGACUGCUCAGCCUUUUUCUGCUGGCAAAUUCGACACAUUGAGUGGCGAUUCAACGUACGACCUUCAGAUAGCUCUAAACUAUGGACAAUCCAUGGGACCGGGCGCUGUCCUGCGGUUCAUUACCGAGCAUACUGAGGCUGUCCACAACCCUCCUUAUUCAGAUUGGGAUAUCUGUAUGAGUGCCGGCAGUACUUCUGCUCUCGACAUAUCACUUCGAAUGUUCCUAGAGAGAGGUCACUAUGUGAUAACUGAAGAGUACACCUUCAGCUCAGCAAUCGAAACUGUACUACCCAUCGGCGCCAAGAUGCUCGGGAUCAAGAUGGAUGCCCAUGGAAUGCUUCCGGACGACCUAGAUCAUGUUCUUUCCACAUGGGACGAAAAGGCUCGAAAUGCACCUAAACCAUUCCUCGUUUAUACCGUGCCUACUGGACAAAAUCCCACUGCCAGUACACAGCCUCUGCAAAGAAGGAAGGAUAUCUAUGCAUUGGCCGAGAAGCACAAUCUGUUUAUCCUUGAGGAUGAGCCGUAUUUCUUCCUUCAAAUGGAAACCUUUGUAUCAGGACAAACCCACUCUGUUGAAAAGCCCUUCAAGCCAGCCCCAGUCAAGGACUUCCUUUCCAACCUCAUCCCAUCUUAUCUUUCUCUGGACACUUCAGGACGCGUCCUAAGGCUUGAUUCAUUCUCCAAGAUUAUCGCCCCAGGCUCUCGGACUGGGUGGGUCACUGGACCUUCUCAGGUUAUUGAGCGAUUCCUCCGUCAUGCAGAAGUCAGCGCACAGACACCAUCAGGUUUCUCUCUAAUCACCCUCUACAAGCUACUCGAGGAGAACUGGGGCCACAAGGGGUUCCUCGAAUGGCUGAUGUUCAUCCGUGCCGAGUAUACGAGGAGAAGAGACAUCAUUGUAAACGCGUGCGAGAGAUAUCUACCUGCCGAGGUUGCCAGCUGGAGUCCACCUAUGGCAGGCAUGUUUCACUGGAUCAAGCUUGAUAUUACGAAGCAUCCACUCUACGCCCCUGGAGAGAUGGGCUUGCAGAAAAUUCUGGACAUUGAACACUCUGCUUUCGCGGCCCUUGCUGAUAUGAGUGUGCUAUGUGCCAAAGGUUCAUGGUUCAGAGCUGAGAGAGGUUCAGAUACAGAACUCUUCCUCCGCUUGACAUUUGCCGCCGCUGCGCCAGACAAGAUGGUGCAGGCUGUGGAGAAAAUGGGUUUCGCUUUGAGGCGAGAAUUUGGUUUGGAGCAGGUUGCGCUUGAGCAUACGCAGAACGGACAUACGAAUGGACAUGCGAAAUAA
Molecule: messenger RNA, 1698 nt
Organism: Exophiala bonariae
Lineage: Eukaryota; Fungi; Ascomycota; Eurotiomycetes; Chaetothyriales; Herpotrichiellaceae
Exons: 2
Coding region: 1-1698 (565 amino acids)
Biological process (GO): L-tyrosine biosynthetic process; aromatic amino acid catabolic process
Molecular function (GO): pyridoxal phosphate binding; aromatic-amino-acid:2-oxoglutarate transaminase activity; L-2-aminoadipate:2-oxoglutarate transaminase activity
Source: RefSeq, a predicted model, not a curated record